Molecule: messenger RNA, 555 nt
Organism: Rotaria sp. Silwood2
Lineage: Eukaryota; Metazoa; Rotifera; Eurotatoria; Philodinida; Philodinidae
Source: the annotation of a GenBank genome assembly
AUGUCCAGAACAAAGUCAUAUUAUUGUUCAUGUUCAACAUGUACACAAAUACGAAAUGAACAACCAAAACAUUAUCGUUAUAUAAAUUUAUUUCGUUCUCUAUUUACAUGUUCCUGUUGUUCAUCAAAAAGAAAAUUAAUUAUCGAAAAACAGCAAACGUUUUCAUCAUUAAACAGUCCAAGAAUAUCAACAAUUACAUUUCGAGAUAUCGAUAUAACAAACAAACAUUGUUCAAAACACGAUGUUAUGGUCAAAGCAUCACGGCCAUAUUUUUCAAAAAUCAAAAACCAAGAAUUACGUCAACGCGUCAAAGAUGCAAAUCAACGUUGGACGCGAAUGUCUAUAUUACCAGCUAAUUUUAUUGAUUUUAUAUUUAAAAAUAAAGACUUCGUUCCACUUUGUACAAUAUGUUAUGAAAAUCUUUCACUAUUAGAGUUUAAUCUCUGUCAUACGUGUAUUAGAACUUUAAUUGAUUAUCAACAAACAAUUCAACAAACAAAUAUUUUACGAUCAACAAUUGAAGAUGACAAAAAAUACUUUAUCAAUUAUUCCUAA